Ilex paraguariensis (yerba mate) is the source of this 849-nucleotide messenger RNA. The record is from the annotation of a GenBank genome assembly. Lineage: Eukaryota; Viridiplantae; Streptophyta; Magnoliopsida; Aquifoliales; Aquifoliaceae.
AUGGGGGAGGAAGGAGUUGUUAUGUUGCUGUUUCUUUGGUUGCUCCUCUCUGCUUACGCAAGGUUGGUGAGCCCCAACGACAAGUCACUCACCCCCGCCAAGAGCAUAUUUUUGUUGGCUGGACAGAGCAAUAUGAGUGGCAGAGGAGGUGUGGUUAAUCAGACAUGGGACGGUGUUGUACCACCUGAGUGCCGCCCCAACCCGUCAAUACUCCGACUAAGUGCCGGACUUUCCUGGGAAGAGGCUUAUGAACCACUCCACAAGGACAUUGACACUGACAAAACUUGUGGAGUAGGACCAGGUAUGCCGUUUGCCCAUUAUAUUUUGGACAAGGACUCAAGCCUGGGUGUGGUUGGUUUGGUGCCUUGUGCUAUUGGAGGAACCAAUAUAAGUGAGUGGGCCCAAGGAACCUUCCUUUACAACCAACUGGUGAGGAGGGCUGGAGCGGCGGUGCAAGGUGGUGGGACAAUCACAGCACUUCUAUGGUAUCAAGGUGAGAGUGACACAGUGACUUUAGAGGAUGCGAAGCUGUACAAGAGAAGAUUGGAGAAAUUUUUUACAGACCUGCGCAAUGAUUUGCUGGCUCCAAUGCUCCCUGUGAUCCAAGUGGCAUUAGCAACAGGAGAAGGACCAUAUAUAAAUGAAGUAAGAGAAGCUCAAUUAGGUGUUGACCUGCCGAAUGUAAGAUGUGUGGAUGCCAAGGGAUUGCAGUUGGGACCUGAUUACUUGCACCUUAGUACUCCUGCUCAGGUCAAUCUUGGAGAGAUGUUAGCCAAUGCGUACCUUCAGACAGUGGCUGGCCCUGUUCUCAGUAGUGCCCCAAAAAAGGUUUCACCAUUUUGUUUUUGA